Molecule: messenger RNA, 291 nt
Organism: Exophiala bonariae
Lineage: Eukaryota; Fungi; Ascomycota; Eurotiomycetes; Chaetothyriales; Herpotrichiellaceae
Exons: 2
Coding region: 1-291 (96 amino acids)
Biological process (GO): vacuole fusion, non-autophagic
Molecular function (GO): endopeptidase inhibitor activity
Source: RefSeq, a predicted model, not a curated record
AUGCGUCUUUUCAUCACCAUUCUCCUCGCGUUGAUCGCGCUGGUCUUUGCCAGACCCGCGGCUUUGAAGACAGUGAUCGUUUCAUACCCAAAUGACACGCCUUCGUCAGUUGUGGAUAAAGCCAUGAAAGAGGUCGUCAACGCAGGUGGCAUUAUCACGCACGAGUACUCGCUCAUCAAGGGCUUUGCCGCUAAAGUCUCGGACAGCAUGAUCGAUACCAUCAACACAUUGACUGAGAACUAUACUCCUCUUGUGGAGUCUGAUAGUAUUGUCACUAUCAGCAACAAUUAA